CUAGCGACCAGAGCCGCACGGAUCGGGAACCGCUGAAGCAGGAGAGGUGGCAGCCCAGUGACGACCACCAUGGGGGACCAGAGGCCGCAGGACCGGCCGAGGUCCCCGGGCAUGGACUCCACUCCCAGGUACUGUGACAAGCGGCCUUCCAAGUGCUUCGCGGAGCGCAAGCACAGGCGCGUGAAGUUGCCACCCAUAGACACGGAAAACUGGAUAUUUGUGAAGGAGGGCAUGGACGACUUCCGCUACGGCUGUCCGUCUCCCGAGGAUAUGCUCAUUUGCCGCCGGGACGACUUCUUACUCCCCAAAAUCUCUAGCAGAAGUCCGCAUGCUGACCCCCAAAGCAGGCAGAAAAAGCUACUCAAGAAAGCGGCCCUAUUUUCCAAACUCUCGCCAGCCCAGCUAGCACGGAAGGCGUUCGUAGAGGAAGUGGAAGGCCAGCUGAUGGCUGAGCAUUCCUUGGCCAUGGUCCCCAAUGUGGGAGCAGAUAUGCCUCCAGAUCUACUACGACAGGUGCUGGAAGUGCUGGAUCCUGAGAGAAACCUGGAGGGCGCAUGGGCUUGUUGUGAGGGCUCGGAGAAGGCAACCGAGGAAUCCACCGAGCCUGGUAAAUACCCUUGUGGUGAAUUCUACCCAUGGCCUCCCGAGACUCCGGUAUCAGAUCUCCGCCUAGAGUCUCCUGAGAGUAGAUUGUCUCAUCUCCCUCCAGAGAUUCCUGAGACGGGAGUGUCCAGCCUCUACCCGGAGCCUCCCGAGACUGCAGUGUCCCAUUUCUGCCCGGAGCCUCCCAAAACUAGCAUAUCUCGUCUCUGCCCAGAGCCUCCUGAGACUGGAGUGUCCCAUCUCAGCCCAGAGCCUCCCAAGACUCAGCUGUCCAGUCUCUGCCCAGAGCCUCCAGAGCCUGGAGUGCGUCAUUUCCACCUGGAGCCUCCUAAGACUCGUCGGAUGUCCAGUCUCCACCGGGAGCCUCCUGAGACUGGAGUGUCUCAUGUCUACCCCGAGCCUCCCAAGAGUCGUAGAUCAUCCAGUGUCCACCCAGAGCCUCCCGAGAUUGGAGUGUUUCAUGUCCACCCAGAGCCUCCCAAGAGUCGUCGAUCAUCCAGUCUCCACCCAGAGCCUCCCGAGAUUGGAGUGUCUCAUGUCCACCCAGAGCCUCCCAAGAGUCGUCGAUCGUCCAGUCUCCGCUCGGAACCCCCCAAGACUGAAGUAUCUCAUGUCCACCCAGAGCCUCCCAAGACUCAGAGGUCCUGUUCCAGCCCGGAACCUCCUGACACUAGUGUGGUGGCCAAUCUCCUACUAGAGAUACUGAAACUGCUGGAUUCCCAGAAGGAGCUGAAGGACGCAUGGGUUCGUUGUGAGGCCCGGGUGAAGGCAAACGAGAAACCCACCGAGCCUGAUACAUACCCUUCUGGAGAAGCCCUCCAGCAGCCUCCCGAGACUCCGGUGUCUCAUCUCUGCCCAGAGACUCGCAAAGCUCGUCGGGUGUCUCAUCACCGCCGGGAGGCUCCCAGGACUCGUCGGCUGUCCAGUCUCCACCCUGAGCAUAUCAAGUCUCGUCGGGUGUCCAGUAUCCGCCCGGAGCCUCCCAAGACUCGUCGGAUGUCCAUUCUCCACCCAGAACCCCCCAAGACUCGUCGGGGGUCCAGUCUCCACCAGGAGCCUCCCGAGACUGAAGUGUCUCAUCACCCAGAGCCUCCCAAGACUCGUCGCGGGUCCAGUCUCCGUCCAGAACCUCCCGAGACUGAAGUGUCUCAUCUCCAACCAGAGCCUCCCAAAGCUCCAGUGUGCCAACAAUUAUCAGAGCCUCCCAAGAUUCGAGCAUCCUUUAUAAAAGCACUGUUUCCGGAAGAUACACCAAGCACAAAGAAGGGUUCUCCUCAAUUUAGAUACACAUCGGAAAAACUCCGUGACUUCUUCAAGUGGAUUGAAGAUCUGGGAGCUGAUGAAGAAUCCAUCAGGGAUCUCUUUGACUUUACUCCCCAGUGCAAACCAACGUGGUUCGACCAAAAGAUAAAGAAGAUGAACAAGUGGACCUCAGAGCUGCAGUACAACAUAGAGCUAGAAGAAAUGGGUGAGGUCAAAUUACUCUCAAAGGAAAAAUUCUGGAGGAGAGAAUCGCAGCAGACAGCACCGAAUUCUUAUACUGCGCAGCCUGUGAAGAUGAGGUAUGGAGCAUGGUAUCUCAAGCCUAAGUUGUGGAGAAAGCUAAGAAGUGAUGAACCUUUGAUUGACCCCAAGCUCUUACUUAAAAAGCCUGAUGAACCCGACAUUCUUGACGAUCUUUAUAUACCAAUCGCCUUUAAGGAUUUCAUUCUAAGCAGGGGCUACGAAAUGCCUGGUGUCAUUGAAAAGCUGUUUGCCAGGAUGGGAUGGACUUAUGACUCUGUUAAGACUCCUAUGGAACGCGCAAUGAAACUUUACAAAUACAAACAUCCACGGCGACGAGGGGGCAUUGCAGGAUUAGACCAUUUUCUACUUAGAACUUAA
This is a messenger RNA of Saimiri boliviensis boliviensis (Bolivian squirrel monkey), 2487 nucleotides long. Its product is annotated as protein FAM47A. The record is from RefSeq and is a predicted model, not a curated record. Lineage: Eukaryota; Metazoa; Chordata; Mammalia; Primates; Cebidae.